CCCACCCCCACGGCCAUCUCAGUCUAGCCCUCGCCAUCAUUUUAGUCUUUCGUUGUCAAGAUCGAGCUCGGCUGGCGAAUUUGGGCCUUGAAUCCCCAAAAAAAGAUGGCGGUUGGGGAUUGGAGCCGGGGAGGCGGAGUCGGAAAGGAACGAGGAGAGCGUGUUUGGGGGGCUUAGCGGGGUUGGAUAGACAUGGAGCCCAUGAAUGGGCCAUGGAGGGUUGACCUGUGAGAGUGACCCGGCUUGACGGUGGAAUUAGAGGAAGAAGAGAGGGACUAGCUGCAAAGGAGCGACGGGGGCAAGGCCGUGCUGGUUGUGGUGGUUGGAGCUCGAAUUGCUGCUGCUUUGGUUGGCAUUGCUCUGGGACUCCAUUCGGUUCUCCUUCUUGGCAAUUUAAACGCAAUUCCUCUUCGUCUUUGUUGUCAUCGUCAUCAUCCUUAUCAUUAAGAAUUGGCUCACAAACGGGAACCCUUGCUCCAAUUUUUGGGAUACAUGGUCGAGGCGAUCCUGAGCUGCUGUUGCUGCUUCUUAUAACUAGGGGCCUCCUUGCUGCUUCUUAUAACUAGGGCACAGGCCCACAGGCACAGCCACAGGCCCACAGCCACAGGCCGUUCCUUCUUCCUCGCUCUCGUGCCGAGGUUCCAAGACGCUCGACUUUCCUCUCCUCCGUGGCUCCCGAUUGACGGCAAUAGAAGAGUCCUAGGUGCAAAUCAACGUUUACGACAAGCGUAAUCGAGAUCGACGAGGCUAAUCGGCGUUCGGUUUUCUCCCCUUCCGUCAUUGUUCGCGCCAAUCGUUCGGAACGCCCGAUCCAGAUCGCAGGUCGCCGGCGGCUUGAGCGCUUCCCGGUAACCCUGAAUUCAGAUUUGCGAUUGAGGAAAACACGGAAAGCCGCGAAAUUAACCGCUGGUGAUUUUCGACAUGUCGGCGCUCUUCAAUUUCCAUUCAUUUCUCACGGUAGUGCUGCUGGUAAUAUGUACGUGUACUUAUGUGAAGAUGCACUUUCCCGCCAUUCUGGAGCAGAGGACUGGGUUUCGUGGUUUCUUUUGGAAGGCUGCUAGAAUAGGUGAGCGUCUUAGUCCUUGGGUGGCCAUUGGAUGUUUUUCAAUGGGCGUGUCCAUAAUUUUCUUCUAAGGAAGACGUGCUUGUAAGCUUCAUGUUAUCUCAACAGUUAUGUAUGGCGUGUGAAACAAAUAGUGCAUUUUUUGAGAUGAGCACAAUCAUUCACUGCUACAGGGGCAAGUUUUGUGCAUUUUUUGAACUGGAUGGUCUUCUAUUUGCUGCACUUGCUUUUAUACACCUUACCAAUCUUUUCAUGAGAAGAUUUAUAGCCCAAGCUCCUGAACACGAUCCUUUAAGAUAUUAUACUAACAAAUAGUGUUUCUUUCCUU
This is a messenger RNA of Eucalyptus grandis, 1391 nucleotides long. RefSeq names its product protein kish. The transcript is spliced from 5 exons. Bases 922 to 1134 code for a protein of 70 amino acids. The record is from RefSeq and is a predicted model, not a curated record. NCBI's taxonomy places the organism in Eukaryota, Viridiplantae, Streptophyta, Magnoliopsida, Myrtales, Myrtaceae. Gene Ontology annotation, biological process: intracellular transport; protein secretion.